GUAUGUAGGGUGGGUGAUAGGAACAUGCUAGCUUAGCAUAACAAUUAACAAACAACUAUUACCAUAGCCAUAAUCCGUAAUCGUAAGUCCUAACCAUAAUCAAUUACCAAUUACCAAUUACCAAUUACCAUUCUCUACUUUUGUUUUGUUAUGCUCAUUAUCGGUCCCUCCCUCAAUCAAAAACCCUAGCUCCCUCGCUCGCCUCUUCCUUCUUCUUCUUGUUCUUGUUCUUCUUCUCUCCAAGAGAACCCAAAAUAUACAAAUAUCAACUCUUUUUUGGUGGCGAUUGAGUUUCAUUUCAACACGAAUAAUCGUUAUGAUUGGAUAACAUUUUAGGGCGGCGAUUGCAGGAAAAAAAAGGGGGGACAUUUUGAAGAAAAAAAUUGAAAAUUGAGUUUGUUAUAGGGAUUUAGGGUUUCUGAGGGAUGUAUAGAGAGCGAGGGCUAGGUGGCAUCAAUGGCGGCAGCAAAGACAGGUCUUCCCUUCUAUCAUCUUCCUCCAAGGACCCUCGCUCUACAUCUAUCUCCAAGAACUCAAACAUCUCAGAGGAACCUGAAACAGACAGUGAAGAAUCAGAUGUUAGUGGCUCUGAUGGAGAUGACACCUCUUGGAUCUCAUGGUUCUGUAAUCUCAGAGGAAAUGAAUUCUUUUGUGAGGUUGACGAUGAUUACAUCCAAGAUGACUUCAACCUGUGUGGGUUAAGCAGUCAAGUGCCUUACUAUGAUUAUGCUCUUGAUUUAAUAUUGGAUGUUGAGUCCUCCCAUGGUGACAUGUUCACAGAGGAACAAAAUGAGUUGAUUGAAUCAGCAGCGGAGAUGCUUUAUGGUCUGAUUCAUGCUCGAUACGUAUUGACAAGCAAAGGAAUGGCUGCCAUGCUUGACAAGUACAAGAACUAUGAUUUUGGAAGAUGCCCAAGAGUUUACUGCUCUGGACAACCGUGCCUUCCAGUUGGUCAGUCAGAUAUUCCUAGGUCAAGUACUGUGAAGAUAUACUGCCCUAGAUGUGAAGACCUAUAUUAUCCUCGGUCCAAGUAUCAAGACAUUGAUGGAGCAUACUUUGGGACAACAUUUCCACACCUCUUCCUCAUGACGUAUGGACAACUGAAGCCACAAAAACCAUCACAGAGCUACGUUCCAAGAGUUUUUGGGUUCAAACUUCACAAGCCAUGAUGAAGCUGAAGUCAGUUUUUCAUGAAUGAGUCCUAUUUAACACUUCUUUGAAGUACUCCCUUGCAACAUCCAGCGGAUUAUGACAUGGAUAUUCCAAAUCAGUACAAUCUAGAUCCUCGGUUUUUUACUGUCUUAGGAGUGUGUUGUAAAGAAAUAUAUGCUGACUUGUGAUGCAAGUGCUUAGUUUCACUUUCAGCUUCAAAUUCAGAUUAGCAAGUGCUUAGGUACUUGACUAUACUUUUUUUUAAUGGUCUAUUACAAAUUUGUAUUCUUGCAAUUA
Molecule: messenger RNA, 1449 nt
Organism: Arachis duranensis
Lineage: Eukaryota; Viridiplantae; Streptophyta; Magnoliopsida; Fabales; Fabaceae
Product: casein kinase II subunit beta-1
Cellular component (GO): cytoplasm; protein kinase CK2 complex
Molecular function (GO): protein kinase regulator activity
Source: RefSeq, a predicted model, not a curated record